CUUAGAUCAUCAAUAUUAAGACAAGGUGAUUGACAGUAUCUCUAAUUCUUUUUUAUACAUGAGCGAAAGGAACUCCAACGCGUACAAAACAAAUUGAGAAAUGAUGACAAGCUUCCCUAAACUCUUCUCCUCUCCCCCAAAACUUACCUUAAUUCCGGCAUCUUUUAUUCAUCGAUUUCUAAUCUCUCUUCCUUCCGGUCAACCCUCGGCUACAGAAAACAAUUUGACAAACUACCCUCUCUACUUUCUCUCUCAAGAACCCAAUUUCAGAUCGGUGUGGAUUUUCAACCCCGGCGGAAACUGGGAGUUCGGCUGAUGGAAGACAACGACGAGAUGGAGUCUGGUUCGUCAGAAGGGACGGAAUCUCCAGCGCCGCCGAGAUCCGACGGGAGGAUAGCGGUGACGGUAGCUGUCCCUGCCCCUCCACAAAGCAGCAAAUGUCUGGCCCUGGCUUUACCCGUGCAGCAACAGGGGAAACCGGCGAGCGGCGGGCGAGAAGAUUGCUGGAGCGAGGAUGCGACGGCGGUGCUGAUUGACGCCUGGGGGGAGCGGUACCUGGAGCUGAGCCGGGGGAAUUUGAAGCAGAAGCACUGGAAAGAGGUGGCGGACAUUGUUAGCAGGCGGGAAGGGCAGACGAAAACCCCAAAGUCAGAUGUGCAGUGUAAGAACCGGAUGGACACGGUGAAGAAGAAGUAUAAGCUGGAGAAGGCGAAGAUGGGAGGCGGACAUGGGCCCAGCAGGUGGGCUUUCUUUGACAAACUGGAGCAGUUGAUCGGGCCCGCUGCUAGGAUCAACUGCAGCGCCGGCGCAGACGGAGGACCAGUGAGGUCCCAUAUCCGGCCACCGGUGCAGCAGAAGCACAGACUGCGGCCUUUUCCGAAAAAGUCUCAGGUGGAUUCGGAGUGGUUGCCGCUUGACGACAGAAAGAGGCGGAGGGAAAUUGUCAAUCUGAGGAGCAAUAAUGAGUUGAAGUCAGGGGAAAGAGGCGGAGAUGAAGAGGCAGGAGGGAAUUGGGGGAAAUCAGUGAGAGAGAUGAGCGGGGCGAUAUUGAAAUUCGGGGAAGCGUACGAGCGAACGGAGAGGGCGAAAAUGGAGCAAAUGGUGGAGAUGGAGAAGCAGAGGAUGAAGGUAGUGAAAGAAAUAGAGCUGCAGCGGCUGCAGUUCUUCAUGCAAUCACAGAUGGAUCUUUUCGGGCGAGCGAGCAACCUUUACCAGCGGUAACACCAUCCGCCCCUGCACGGGACUAAUUAUGAAUGCAUGAAUGAAUGAAUAUCUAAUUGAUUUGGUAGCUAGCUAGCUAGCUAGCUCUUAAUCCUCAUUCAUCUUCUUCGCCUGGGGCAAUCUUGAUUGCUUUAGCCUUUAAGUUAAUUACAUUCUUCGUCCACCAGAAUCGUCCUUCUAAUUCGUUCCAAAAUUUCAUUUCACAGAUCAUCGCCUGUUACUCAGCUCAGUGGAUACUAACUAAUUCACUCCAUCAUGAUUUGACUAGCAGAUGGAUGGAUGAUACACUACUUUUCAAACUUAGCGUUACUCAACAUGUCAAAUUGAUAAUUAACUAUUAAAUGUUGAAUCUAAACGCUAUUAGUGUGUUCAAUCUACACUUUUCUAUCUCAAAGUCUACCUCCC
Cuscuta europaea is the source of this 1626-nucleotide messenger RNA. Lineage: Eukaryota; Viridiplantae; Streptophyta; Magnoliopsida; Solanales; Convolvulaceae. The record is from the annotation of a GenBank genome assembly.